Molecule: messenger RNA, 748 nt
Organism: Triticum aestivum (bread wheat)
Lineage: Eukaryota; Viridiplantae; Streptophyta; Magnoliopsida; Poales; Poaceae
Exons: 3
Coding region: 119-748 (209 amino acids)
Source: RefSeq, a predicted model, not a curated record
GCUUCUUGGCUUCGCAUCUUCUCUUCGUCGACGGAGCGCCAAGAAACCAAAAAACCAAGAACCCACCAUCCCCACCUCUCCACCGCGCGCCUCUGCUCUCCAGCGUCACCGGCGACCGAUGGAGCUGUUCCAGGACGGCCAGCGCGUGCGGCUGCGGAGCCGCGCGCGCGGGACGUACCUGCACGCCGACGAUGACGGGCUUGGCGUCUCCCUCCGCCGGCUCCGCGCGUCGAUGAACGUGGCUUGGACGGUGCACUUCUAUCAGGGCCGGUACCUGCUCUUCCAGAGCGCCGUCUACGGUGGCUACCUCACCGCCACGUCCGCGCCGGCGCGGCGCGGCCACCGCGGGCGCCGCGUCGAGCAGCGCAACUACUUUCACUCGGAGGUGGAUCUAAUGCUUUGGCAGGCCGUCCACAUGGAGAACCUCUUCCUCAACCACAUGAACGGCGGCAACCUCCGCGCCAACGGGAGGUACCGCCGCUGGAACAACGGCGUCAGCGUCGACCACAUCGACGACAUCAACAACAUCAGCACCAUGAUGCAUUGGGUCGUGGAGGUCAUCCCCGCCAGGGAGAUCAUGCCUCGCCUUCCACGUCCGUCUCCGCUUCCCAACCUCGUGAUGCGGCCGCGGAUGAUCAUGUACGUGUGGCCGAACAUCCACGGGGUCCUCAUCACCCACGGCACGUUCGUGUUCGGAAACACCGAAUAUAAACGACCAAAGCCCAAUAGCCCAUACAUCUUGGCGUAG